GCGGUUUUCAUGGUCUCCUUCUCAGCACUUCGAUGAAGACAGCUUCUCCCCUCCUCCACCCAGGAACAUGAAGGCUCUAUCGGGUGGCCGGCCCAGCCAGCUCCAGAUCACCUCAGCUCACACCUGCGGCCUGGCCGACUGCGACCACUCCCUGGACCACCAUGAAUCCCGCACCCCCUCAUACCUCCUCAGCCCCACAGAGAGCUGUCUCAUGGAGCACCAUCGCUGCUCCCCCCGUAGCUCCAUCCACUCUGAGUGCAUGGCGAUGCCAGUCUCCAUGGCCAACACAGACCACUCCAUCUCCAGCAGUACCUUUCCCAGGAUGCACUACAGCUCCCACCACGACGGCAGCGGGUCGCGGGAUGGUGGUAGUAGAGGAGGAGGAGGAGGAGGUGUUGGCGGUGGAUCACGGGAUCGAGAUGAGUGUGGCUCGUCGCAUGGCGGCAGCGGUAAGAUGAACAGAAUCCCAGCCAACCUGCUAGACCAGUUUGAGAAGCAGCUUCCGUUACACCGUGAUGGCUUCCACACGUUGCAGUACCAGAGGGCAUCCACUACCACCACGGAGCACCGCAACGAGAGCCCUGGGAGGAUCCGACACCUGGUCCACUCUGUCCAGAAGCUCUUCACCAAGUCCCACUCCCUGGAGGGCUCGUCCAAGAUGAACGGAACCAAGGGAGACUCGCACCGGGAAGGCUCCCACCACCACCAUCAUCACCACCACGGACACCACAAACACAGCAAGCGCAGCAAGAGCAAAGAGCGUAAGUCAUCAGACAGCAGCAGUAAGCAGCGCUCCGGGGUGGCAGGCUGGUGGAGCUCAGACGAUAAUCUGGACAGUGACAGUACGUACCGGACGCCCAGUGUCAUGUCACGCCAACAUGUGGACCACAUCAGCAGCCACUGCUACCCCGACUCUGUCCACAGCCACUACGGGGACCUGUCGCUCAAGACCUCCAAGAGCAACAACGAUGUGAAGUGUUCCGCGUGUGAGAGUGUGGCCAUGGCUCCUGAAGGGAAGUUCAUGAAGAGGAGCUCCUGGUCAACGCUGACCGUCAGUCAGGCCAAGGAGGCCUACAGGAAGUCCUCUCUCAACCUGGAGAAACCCAUGAUGCCCACAGACCUCAAGCCCAACCUCAGGCCCUGCCACUACCUACAGGUACCUCAGGAUGAGUGGAGUGGUUACCCAGGGGGAGGUAAGGGUGAUGAGAUCCCCUGCCGGAGGAUGAGGAGCAGCAGUUACGUCAAAGCCAUGGGUGAUGAGGAGAGUGGAGAGUCUGACUCCAGUCCCAAGACCUCCCCCGUGAAGACGGUCCGGCCACACUCCCUGGUCAAGUAUGUCAUGCAAAGACCGCUCUUAGACUCCCAGAGUCAGAGCUUCCAGGUGCAGGCUUCCAGAGACAUUCACCCACACCCCAGCUUGGCCCUGGAGCCCUCCACCAUCUAUAACUACCGGCAGCCACCUCUCCCAACAGCCCAAUUCCGCUCCAGGAACCAGAGUUACAUGCGGGCAAUCAGCACUCUCAGCCAGGCCAGCUGUGUUAGCCAGGUCAGCCAGGUGAGUGAGACAGAGAUAAACGGUCAGUUUGAGUCAGUCUGUGAGUCGGUCUUCAGUGAGGUGGAAUCUCAGGCUGUGGAGGCUCUGGACCUGCCCGGCUGUUUCCGGACACGGAGCCACAGCUACUUGAGGGCCAUCCAGGCUGGCUACUCCCAGGAUGAUGACUGCAUCCCCACCAUGACCUCCUCCACCCUCACCUCUACCAUCAGGGCCACAGCAGGGAUCCAGUUCCGCCUCCCCUCCACCUGCAGCACUGACCGGACGACCCACGAAACCCCAGAGAUCACGUACACAAACAACUACAAGAAGAUGACCCCUCCGCCGGUCCCGCCCCGCUCCACCGUAGGCUCUAAGCCCCUCAUCUCAGUCACGGCUCAGAGCAGCACAGAAUCCACCCAGGAUGCGUACCAUGACGGUAGACCUCCUCGAGGGUGGGGGGAUGGGCUGGGCCUGAGCCUGGGAAGGUCCCUGUAUAACUCCACAGACAGUCUGGACAGUGCCAAGGCGGUGACUAUAGCCAUGGAGGCUGCAGGGGUGAUGUCUGGGAAGAGGCACCCGUCCACAGACAGUCAUAGCUCAGUGAUGACCUGUGAUAAAGCCAUCCUGGUGUCCAAGGCUGAGGAGUACCUCAAAACACCACGCUCUUCCAUAGGGAUACAGGUGGAAGCAGCCACCGACUCGGAGUCAGAAACCAAAGGAUCGAGGGAAUACCAUUCUGUGGGGAUCCAAGUAGAAGAUGACAAAAGAGGGCAGGGCAGGUUGAAGCGCUCCAACAGUGUAACAGCCUCCGUUCAGGCUGACAUGGAGAUGGAGGGGUUUCCCACCAUGGAGGACAAGGGCCUACAGUUUGGAGGGGGCUUCCUAGGGGGGCACUCUGAGCCCAGCACGCCCACCCAGUACGGAGUUCGCACCGUCCGCACCCAGGGCCUCUUCAGCUACCGGGAGGACUACCGGACACCCACGGAGCCCCCCAGCCCCCAGCAGACCUCCAGCGAGACCACCUGGCAGCUAGAGCCUCCCUCUCCUAGGGAGCCCGCAGCAUCGUCUGGAGAGUCGGGCCGCGUGUCCCCCUCCUUGCGGAGGGAUGGAAGCUGGUUCAUGCAGCUGCUCCACGCAGAGACCAAGAGGAUGGAGGGAUGGUGUAAAGAGAUGGAGGCAGAGGCAGAGGAGAACGACCUCUCUGAGGACAUCCUAGGUAAAAUCAGGAGUGCGGUGGGCAGUGCUCAGCUCCUUAUGUCUCAGAAAUUCCAGCAGUUAUACUGGCUUUGUCAGCAGAACCUGGACCCCAGUGCCAUGCCCCGCCCCACCUCUCAGGACCUGGCUGGAUUCUGGGACCUCCUGCAGCUGUCCAUCGAUGACGUCACCACCAAGUUUGACAAGCUGCAGCAGAUGAAGAACAAUGACUGGAGGCCCGUAGAGAAGAGCCCUGAGAAGAAGUUACCACCUGCCAUACCAAAGAAGUCCAUGAUCGGGAAGAGAGGUGUGACGCGGGAGAAAUCCCUGGAUCUUCCAGACCGCCAUCGCCAGGAGGCACGCAGGAGGCUGAUGGCGGCCAAGCGUGCAGCUUCCUUCCGUCAAAACUCGGUGUCAGAGAGAGCAGACAGCAUCGAGAUCUACAUCCCUGAGGCCCAGACUCGCCUUUGAGAGCAUUGGGACAGGGGUCAGGGGUGAGGGGCGUCUCCCCCUUCAGACUUCCCCUCAACUAGACUCUCCUUUAACUAGCCUUUUUCUAGACUAUCUACUGUACACUUUCCUCCUUUACCUGUCUCCUCAUGACUGUCAUCAUCUUCUGAGUUCAUCUCCAGUCCUCACUAAGUACGAUAUCGCAGAACCCCUCAUCCAUUACCAAAUAUGUAUUAGUAGAUAUACAGAACCAGUCAACAGUUUGGACACACCUACUCAUUCAAGGGUUUUCU
This is a messenger RNA of Oncorhynchus kisutch (coho salmon), 3471 nucleotides long. RefSeq names its product disks large-associated protein 2. The coding region runs from base 68 to 3199 and encodes 1043 amino acids. Gene Ontology annotation, cellular component: glutamatergic synapse; postsynaptic specialization. The record is from RefSeq and is a predicted model, not a curated record. Gene Ontology annotation, molecular function: molecular adaptor activity. Gene Ontology annotation, biological process: signaling. Lineage: Eukaryota; Metazoa; Chordata; Actinopteri; Salmoniformes; Salmonidae. The transcript has 11 exons.